UUAGCUCGUGAUCAUUUGCUUCCACUCUUAGAGGAAGCAGCCGAUAUGAUUAGGGGCGUCCCAAAAGAAAUUGCAGAAAUUAAAGAUGAACUCGAAAGAAUUGAAGAAUUCAUCAGCAAUGCAGACAGAGUGGCUGAUGCUGAUGAAAACAACAAAAGUCAAGGAAUCAGAGGAAUGAUCAAGCAGCUGAUUCAAGCAACUUUUCGCAUAGAAGAUGUCAUUGAUGAUUAUAUGAUCUGUGAGGAGCAACAACUUCCAGAUCCUGGAUGUGCUGCUGGUGCUGCUAACUGUUUCAAAACUAUGUCUCUUCGUCUCCAAAUUGCCUACAAGAUUCAGAACAUCAAAUCUCGAAUUAAUGAAAUAAGUAUCGAAAGAGAUCGUGGCUUCCAAAUAAAUUCAUCUUCAGAACAAGGAGCAAGGAGUUCUGGAGUAAACUCAAAUACCAUAAUAUUGCAGAACCUUCGAAAGGCUCCAAUUUACAUGAAAGAAGCAGAUGUUGUGGGCUUUGAAGAGCCAAAAAACCUACUGAUUGAUUGGCUGGUAAGGGGAAGAAAAGAGAGGACAGUCGUCUCCGUGGUAGCAAUGGGAGGUCAGGGGAAAACAACUUUGGCAAGGGAAGUUUUUGACAACCCACAGGUUGUUAAACAUUUCGACUGUCAUGUGUGGAUCACAGUUUCUCAAGAAUACAAUGCAGAUGGACUGUUGAGGGAAAUGUUGCACAAGUUAUACAAAGAGAAGGGAAAUUAUCUUCCUAAGAGAAUUAAUCAAAUGGAUCGAGACUCAUUAGUUGGUGAAGUGAGAAAUUGCUUGCAACAACAAAGGAGUAUCAAUUCUCUACAAGUGGACUUUUAUAUCAGUGGCAUUGCUUCUUCUUUCUGUUACUGUUUUGCCACCUCCCUUGCUCAAUAAAAAAAUGUGUUUGUUUGUAUUGUAUACUAUGUUC
This is a messenger RNA of Trifolium pratense (red clover), 943 nucleotides long. Its product is annotated as disease resistance protein RPM1-like. The record is from RefSeq and is a predicted model, not a curated record. Gene Ontology annotation, molecular function: ADP binding. The coding region runs from base 46 to 909 and encodes 287 amino acids. The transcript is spliced from 2 exons. NCBI's taxonomy places the organism in Eukaryota, Viridiplantae, Streptophyta, Magnoliopsida, Fabales, Fabaceae.